Molecule: messenger RNA, 1143 nt
Organism: Octopus bimaculoides (California two-spot octopus)
Lineage: Eukaryota; Metazoa; Mollusca; Cephalopoda; Octopoda; Octopodidae
Product: ribonuclease H2 subunit A
Biological process (GO): DNA replication, removal of RNA primer; mismatch repair
Cellular component (GO): ribonuclease H2 complex
Molecular function (GO): RNA-DNA hybrid ribonuclease activity; RNA binding
Source: RefSeq, a predicted model, not a curated record
GCACAGAAUUUUUUUUGUAGACAAGUUUUAAGUUUACACCGCUCUAAUUUCCUCAGUUGCAAUUUUCAGGCGGGAAAUUGAAAAGAAAAAGUGAUAUUAAAACUUUAAGAAUUAAUUCGUCAUAAGGUAUUAACAUACACGCAGCAAUGGAUCACUCUGGAUUUAGAAAAAACAAUCAAAAGAACUUUGUAAUUAGCUCUAAAGUACCUGAUGUAACGAAAGAAAAACCGUGUUGGCUUGGAAUAGAUGAAGCUGGGAGAGGCCCGGUUCUAGGGCCAAUGGUUUAUGGAACAUGUUAUAGUCCUCUUGAAGAGAAAGAUCAUUUGAAACAUCUUGGCUUGGCAGAUUCAAAAACCUUAACAGAAGAAAAGAGAGAGAGUAUUCUGGAAAAAAUGACAACUGAUUCUGUUGACAAGAUAGGCUGGAUGGUUCAUAUUCUUUCUCCAACUUUUAUUUCUAACAGUAUGUUGAAAAGAACAAAGUACAACCUCAAUGCUCUUUCCCAUGACAGUGCUAUUGGAUUAAUUACAAAAGUUUUGGCACUUGGAGUCAAUGUUACUGAAGUUGACUACCAGCAGAAGCUAGAGAAACAGUUCCCUGGUAUAGACAUUACUGUUGCAAAGAAAGCUGAUGCCACAUAUUCAAUAGUUAGUGGUGCCAGUAUAUUUGCUAAGGUUGCACGUGAUCGAAUACUGAAGGAUUGGGAGUUUGUGGAAGGUAUUGAUAUUUCUGCUGCUGAGUGUGGUUCUGGUUACCCAAAUGAUCCACUCACCAAGAAGUUUUUAAGACAUCACAUGGACAAAGUGUUUGGUUUCCCACAAAUUGUACGCUUCAGUUGGUCUACAGCAUCAAGUAUUUUGGAUAAAGAUGCAGCACUGGUUGAAUGGGAAGACGAUGAUGAAGCAGACGACAAGGAAAAUCCUGGAGCUGGGUCAGCCUCGUUGCUUACAUUUUUCUCUCCCAAAGCAGAUAAAGGACUCAAACAUAAACGGCAUAGAUUCUUUACAGAGAGAAAUCUGUAUUCUGUUUCUCAACUCUAGCUGAUGUACAUUUUAGUUUAAACUAUUUUCUUCUUGGUAUUAUUAUUAAAAAACAAAAAUAAUUUUUUUUUUUUGUAUUCAAUAAACCUCCUUUACUCUUAAA